Messenger RNA from Colius striatus (speckled mousebird), 3479 nucleotides. RefSeq names its product hypoxia inducible factor 1 subunit alpha inhibitor (gene HIF1AN). Lineage: Eukaryota; Metazoa; Chordata; Aves; Coliiformes; Coliidae. Gene Ontology annotation, biological process: peptidyl-aspartic acid hydroxylation; negative regulation of Notch signaling pathway. Gene Ontology annotation, molecular function: [protein]-asparagine 3-dioxygenase activity; peptidyl-histidine dioxygenase activity; ankyrin repeat binding. Gene Ontology annotation, cellular component: cytoplasm; nucleus. The transcript is spliced from 8 exons. The record is from RefSeq and is a predicted model, not a curated record. The coding region runs from base 40 to 1086 and encodes 348 amino acids.
UCCGUUUCCGUGGUUCCGGGUCGUCCGGCGGCGGCGGUGAUGGCGGCGGCUUCCUCCUCCUCGGCGGCGGCCGCGGGCUGUCGGGAGGGCUCAGCGGCGGCGGCGGGCUGCGGCUGGAGCGACUCUCAGUUCCGCCGGUACUCCUUCGAGACGCGGCCCAUCCCGCGCCUCAGCCACAGCGACCCCCGCGCCGAGGAGCUCAUCGAGAACGAGGAGCCAGUGGUGCUGACAGAUACAAAUCUGGUUUAUCCUGCUCUGAAGUGGGACCUGGACUACCUGCAGGAGAACAUUGGCAAUGGGGACUUCUCCGUGUACAGUGCCAGCACACACAAGUUUUUGUACUACGAUGAGAAGAAGAUGGCCAACUUUAAGAACUUCAAACCCAAGUCAAGCAGGGAAGAGAUGAAGUUUUCUGAGUUUGUGGACAGACUCAAAGAAAUACAACAAAAAGGAAGCACUGAGAGGCUAUAUCUGCAGCAAACCCUGAAUGACACAGUUGGAAGAAAGAUUGUAGUGGAUUUUCUUGGCUUCAACUGGAACUGGAUUAACAAGCAGCAAGGGAAACGUGGCUGGGGUCAAUUGACUUCUAACUUGCUUCUUAUUGGCAUGGAAGGGAAUGUGACACCAGCUCACUACGACGAGCAGCAGAAUUUCUUUGCUCAGAUCAAGGGUUACAAGCGGUGCAUCCUGUUCCCUCCAGACCAGUUUGAGUGCCUCUACCCUUACCCUGUGCACCAUCCGUGCGACAGGCAGAGCCAGGUGGACUUUGACAAUCCUGACUAUGAGAAAUUUCCAAACUUCAGGAGUGUGGUUGGCUAUGAGACAGUGGUGGGCCCGGGGGACGUGCUCUACAUACCCAUGUACUGGUGGCACCACAUUGAGUCUCUUCUGAAUGGAGGAAUUACCAUCACUGUGAACUUCUGGUAUAAGGGUGCCCCAACCCCAAAGAGAAUUGAAUAUCCAUUAAAGGCUCAUCAGAAAGUGGCGAUAAUGAGGAACAUUGAGAAGAUGUUGGGAGAAGCCUUAGGAAACCCACAAGAGGUGGGUCCCUUGUUGAAUAUGAUGAUUAAGGGACGAUAUGACUAAUGUCUGGCUGCCCGGGUGACUGAUGUUGGAGCUGCUUUGUUCACAAGCAAUGGAAGAUACUGAGCGCUAGUAUUGCACGCAGCACUUAGACUGGUGGGUUUCCUGACCCGUCCUUGCCCCACUACAAUAAAGGGGGCUACUGGAACUGCAAAACCAUUAGUACCCCAUUCAUCCUCCAUUCUCAUCUAUCUGAACCUCCCAAGAAAGAGUCUGCACUUAUUGGAAGCUGGAUUCAUGCUCACUGAUUCAUUUUUCCUCCCUCUGCCCUGUUUGCCACAACAAGGAACAUGGCUUCUGGCACUUGGAUGUGUCGCUUCGGGAUUUUCAGGCAUUGGAAGAAGAGCUUGGAGGAGAACCAGGAACGAUCGCGCUUCCUCAGCCCCACGGGGUUUGGGCCUCUUGACUGGGUUUAUGUGUUGGUGCCUGCAGUGGAUAUAAGAUGGGAAGUGAUAGGGAUCUCAAUCCUCAGUUGUUGAAGGACCCGUCAUGCUCAGCUCUGGCACCUCUUUGUAUAAUGGAAACGAGCAUGUGAGAUGGCCUGUGUGUGAUGAGCAGCUGGGCAAAUGAUUUGAUUUCCUCAACUUUAAGACACCUAUGCUUCAGACUUAGUACAGGGUAGAAACCAGAGUGAGUUCACGUAGUGUGUGAGCACCAAGUCCUAUGCUCUCCAAAUAACAUCUGUGUUGUAGGAGUCUAGAUAAACCUCGUUCCUUGCAGCUUUCUCUAGGGAGUGAAGGCUUCUCUCCCACUCUUGUAAAGCUACAGUGUGCUUAAAAGAGAGUGUAGCAUUAUGAAGGGAGAUGCAUAAAUGCCAGGGCACUGUCUACAUCUUGGAUGAUUAAGCCACAUGUUUAAAGGAAGUUCCCCAGGGGUACCAAGGUAGACGGUCAGAACACAGUGUCAGAUAGGUACAGAGACUCCCUUCUCCCCACAGGGGUGCUGGCUCCUCGCACUAACACAGGAAAGUGCCCUUUUUACUGAAACUGCAAGAACUCAAGUGUGUGUGGCCGCGCACACGUGCGCAUGUUUGUGUGAUGCGUGGCUCCUGUCCAUCAGUCACACAUGCCAGUGUGUGAUUAUCUUCCUUGUACAGUCACGUGAAAGACAUCAGGGCUUUCUGUUUCAAUGUGGUUAAAUUUAUCUUGAUCCUUUUUACGUUUGGGGACUCGAUGUGGCUGGCUGGGAAGCAAGAAGACCAGGGCACAGGAGCCAGACAAACCUCUGUUCAAGGGUCCUCAUCAAUCACCCUGAAAGAGCAUUUUGCUUUCUUCCCCCUCCUCUUCUGUGUGAAAGCCUUAAGCUCGUGUGGAGGCUGGCGUUUUGCUCCCUGGUGUGUUGCACUCCUGUCCCUGAUUUGGGGGGGUUGUGCAAAGGCCUUGUGUAUUUGAUAUGGUUGUAAUGGGUUCCAAGAGCUAGAGGUGGGAGAAGCUGUUUCAUAGCCCAUAUAGCUCAUCCCAAGAAUAGUGGAGAAUUUGUUCUGUUGAGACUUGCCAGUGUUUUCCCUGUUGUCCUUUGGAGCUUGUUCUGACACGUCAUUGGGAUAAAAGUGGUGAGAGCACUCUGCUGACAAAGCACCCCAUCUUUGGCUGCGGGUCCCAUCUUUUGGUGGGACAGCUCAUGCACCACUUGAAGCGAACUUGUCUUGCAUAAAGGUGAAAGGCUUCUCAAACAGAAGGUCUCUGAGGUUAGUUUUCUGGCCACUUUGUCAGAACAAAUGAAGUGUAAUUGGCAGCUUCAGGGUCCAUGUUUAAGAAAUACAUCUGUGUCACUGAGUAUCUGACUGCCGUGUUACUUGUUACAGACUCUCCAGGGCUGUGGUUAAAUCCAAAUGAAAGUUACUCAGAUGGACAUUUAUCCAUUGCUCAGGCUUUGGGCAGGUGGAGAAGAAGGCUAAGCUGCUGGCUCUGGCUAAAAGUGAGGCCUUCCCAGGAACCCUGAGCACGUGCCCUUAGCUGAAAGAUGCUCAAAUGAAAUCCCAUCUCUCUGCUGUUUAUUCAGCACAUGGUAGUCUCAAGUGCUACUUGUUAGAUGCCAUCAACUCUUGAAGCUCAGGGUGGGAGUUAAUCUCCCAUGUGGAGAGAGAAUGGUACUUACAGAACUUUAGGAUCCUUUUUUUUUUCUUUAUUUGCCAAAGGUCUAACUUUUAAAGUGUCUGAACAGGUUUUGCUGCACUUGACUUUAUGAAAGCUCAUUUACCAUGCACUGAUGGACUGACUUCCCCCCACCCCGUCCCCUUUUCCUUUUCACCUUGUGCUUUCAAUGCCCCUUGCCAUGGUAUUGGGAAGCUGUGUGUGUUCUCUGCUAGGGGUGUGUGUGCAAGGGGUGGGGUGUGACAAACACACGGUACCUUCUGAAGUGUAGUUCUUAAAUACAACCAAUGUUGAACAACAGAA